Molecule: messenger RNA, 2589 nt
Organism: Galeopterus variegatus (Sunda flying lemur)
Lineage: Eukaryota; Metazoa; Chordata; Mammalia; Dermoptera; Cynocephalidae
Gene: IRAG1
Product: murine retrovirus integration site 1 homolog
Exons: 10
Source: RefSeq, a predicted model, not a curated record
CGCCCCUCCACUCACUGAGAAGGAGGUUGAGAACGUGUUUGUACAACUGUCCUUGGCCUUUAGAAAUGACAGCUAUACCCUGGAAUCUAGAAUUAACCAGGCUGAAAGAGAACGCAACCUGACAGAAGAGAACACUGAGAAGGAACUGGAAAACUUCAAAGCUUCCAUUACGUCCUCAGCUUCACUCUGGCACCACUGUGAGCACCGGGAGACCUACCAGAAGCUGCUGGAGGACAUCGCUGUCCUGCACCGCCUGGCCGCACGCCUCUCCAGCCGAGCUGAGAUGGUGGGGGCCGUUCGCCAGGAAAAGCGCAUGUCGAAGGCAACAGAAGUAAUGAUGCAGUAUGUGGAGAAUCUGAAGAGGACAUAUGAGAAAGACCAUGCAGAACUCAUGGAGUUUAAAAAACUUGCAAAUCAGAAUUCAAGCCGCAGCUGUGGCCCCUCUGAAGAUGGGGUCCCUCGCACAGCGCGGUCCAUGUCCCUCACGCUGGGAAAGAAUAUGCCCCGCCGGAGGGUCAGCGUUGCCGUGGUUCCCAAGUUCAAUGCCCUGAAUCUGCCUGGCCAAUCUCCCAGCUCAUCACCCAUCCCCUCUUUACCAGCCUUGUCAGAAUCACCCAAUGGGAAAGGCAACCUACCUAUCACCUCAGCACUGCCUGCACUUUUGGAAAAUGGAAAGACAAACGGAGAGCCAGAUUGUGAAGCCCCUGCUCCUGCGCCAACCCCAGGCUGCCUGGAGGAGGCUGGUCAGGAGACCAAGGCCAAGGCGGAGGAAGAAGCCUACAACAAGGGAUACCAGGAGGGUCUAAAGAAGACCAAAGACCUUCAAGACCUGAAGGAGGAGGAGGAAGAACACAAGAGUGAGAGCCCUGAGGAGCCUGAAGAGGCAGAAGAAACUGAGGAAGAGGAAAAGGAUCAGAGAAGCAGCAAACUUGAAGAAUUGGCCCAUUUCUUACAAGUCAUGUAUCCCAAACUGUGUCAGCACUGGCAAGUGGUCUGGAUGAUGGCUGCAGUGAUGCUGGUCUUGUCUGUGGGGCUGGGGCUCUACAACUCCUAUAACUCUUGUGUGGAGCAGGCCGAGGAGCCCCUUGGAAGAUCCACUUGCUCAGCAGCUCAGAGGGACUCCUGGUGGAGCUCAGGACUCCAGCACGAGCAGCCUACAGAGCAAUAGGAAACCUGACACCUACCCAGUGCCCUACUGCAGUACACUCAGUCUACCACCCUUUCCCCAAGUAUAGUGUCAGACCCAGGUGUGAACACACUGCUGCCCAUCCCAACAGGGAAUGAGGAGGGGUUCUUUUCACACUCAGCACCUCUGUGGGAGCUAUUCAUACACAGUAACUUGAUGUUCUUGGAGGAUCAAUGAAACUACCCCAGGAAAGCAUCCAGUGGACGAAGAAGUCAUCUUCACCAAGGAACUCUAACCGAAGGGAAGGUCUUCUGCCCCUAGCUCAGAUGGCCGGGGAGAACUAAAACACCUUCACUGGAGGGACAGUGAGAUGCUCUCUCUCCCCCUUUUCCUCUUUCCAAUCAGUUAUCAGGAAGAAUUGUGCUUAACAAUGAACACUGACCCUAAGGAUCAGACCUGGAAUUUGGAGCCACAACAUGAAUAUCUUCCCAUUUCCCAUCUCAUUUUCAAUGACUAUCCUUCAGCCUCCCCUUCUCCCCUUUGGAAUCAGAGUUUCUUUUUACAGAAGAAAGGUUUCUCAGAAUAAUGUAUAGGCUGAAUUUAGCUCAGUGCUUGAAAUGAAAUGGGAAGAUGUGAAUUAAUAUAUGAGGGUACUUCAAAAGGUUCAAGGAAAGAUUAGUAUUAUCUUUUGAUUCCAUUUUCCCACAAACUUUUUGAAGUACCCUUGUAUAUGCAUCUAUAUGCACACACAACACACCCACAUACACACAACACGCAUGCACAUGAAGCCAAUGACCCUCCAAAAGUGUGCCCUGGAUAAAUAAGAUGCAUGUCAAGCCAACCCACAGAUUUUCACUAGGUGUGGGGCAGUCACCGGAUGCCUGUUCAGUGAGCUCUCCACAUGGAUUGAAGAUGUUUGAAAAACACUGAAAACUGAUGGCUUCAACAGAAGACUUGCCGGUCUUCAUUUCCAAUGCCAGUUCUAAGCUUCUGUACAGCACAGUCUAUUCCCUAUUUGUUCUCUACCUUUGAAAGCAGUCAACUCACUUCUCGGGUGAAUGAAAAGAAAUGGUGUGCUUUCAGCUUUGGUCUCUUACUCUGUGUGUGUGCCCACAUGCAAGGGUGCAGUUGUACCUUAGUGCUUCUAUUCAAAUGGGAUUUCCAACCCAAGUGUAUGUUUCAGGGCAUUCCCAACUAUUCAGUACAAAACUGAAGCAGCACAUCCCAUCUCCAAUUUGACUUCUCUCCCACCUUUACAGCCACUGCCUUCAUUCAGCCCUCAUCAGUUUUUUGCAGGUGUUGGUUUCUGUGUGGGUUUUGUUGUGGUUGGUUUGCUUUUGUUUCUGUUUUUUACUGAUAUUGUUUGCCUUUGUUGCUGACAUUCAUAUCAAACUUACUAUGAGCCAAGCACUGCUCUCAGUAUUACACAGGCAUCAAUUAAUUUAGUCCUCAAGAAAAAGAAA